AUGGGUAAUACAAAGAAACAAGAUGAUGCAGAUCCUGUGACUGUCAAUCAUGACGACGUAAUUGCUGGCUUAAAGAAACAAGUACAUAUCUUACAGAAGGAGAAUGAGCAGUUGAAGCACACAGUGACUGUUGGUAAACCAGCUACCAGUUUAGAGUCAUCAGCUGAUGGAAAUAGUCUAUAUGCACAGCAAAUGAGGGCUGUCUUGCUGGAAAGAGAGCAGCUUGAAGAACAGGUCAGUAGAACUUUCCAGCUUUUCAGUGAACAUCUAGAAACAGAAAAACUCAAGACAGCAGUUAAUCAAGAGGAAUUGUUAUACCAGAACAACACACUGAACCAUGAGGUAGAAUCUCUCAAACAAGCAGUAUUAUCUCUUCAAGAACAGCUGGCAGUUGCCAGGGAUGAACCAACAGAAGCUGAGAGGCUGGAUGCCAUCCUGGCAGCCAGCAGAAAUUUUGAGGAGGUAAACUUUGAUGAGGAAGGUUUUGUUGAAGGCCGUGACAUGACAAAAGAAGAGUUCCUACAAGCCCAAAAUCAGCAACUGAGAACACAGUGUGGACACCUCACAGAAGAGUUAGAGAAACUCAGGGUAACAUUUGAUGCUAUUCUCAAGGCUGGGGAUAAUCUGCAGGCGGAUUAUGACCAUCUAGCUACAGAGAAAGAUGCCUUGCAUGAUGAACUAGAGGCAGCACUGAAAGAGAAAAAUGAUGUCAUUUCCGAAAAUGAACUGUUGCUCACAGAUAAUAAUGAACUUCAUGAAAAUCUUAAAAAAAUAGUCCAUGAGCUGGAAAAAAUGCAGGAAAAAUACCAGACAGCGCAGUCAGAAAUUGAAGAGCUGAAACGGAGUGUUACAGUCGCCAGCAAAGUAGGUGAAGUUGCCAGAUUGCUAGAGGAGAGGGAUAUCCUGCAACAGAGGUGUGCAGACUACGAAUUAACUUCACAAAGACUGAAGCAUGAUCAUAAUAUACUCCUGGAAGAGAUUCAGAGCCUGAAUGAGUCUGUGAAUCAGUUGACUAGCCAGAGAGACCAACUUAUGACUGACCUGGAGGAAAUGGAGCCCGUUUGUCAGCAGCAUGAAGCACUUCAGCUAGAGUACAGCCAGUUAGAAAUGGAAUUCGCUGAAUUGCUGAAAGAUAAAGAAACAUUAGAACAGCAAGUCUCAAAUAACAAUGAAGUGAAAUCAGAGAGUGGCCCUGUGAAAGGAACUGAAACUGAAGAUCUAGAAAUAACUGUCAGGCAACUGACGGCUGAGACACAGCAGCUGAUGAAAGAGAGACAAGAUCUGGAGGAUGUAGUGAAGGAUCUUGAGAAUGACUUGGAACAAUCAAAAGCUGCAUUAUUCUCUCAUGAGUUUGUCAGAAAUAGUGUCAGUGACGAUGACAAUGAGGAGAAUGAUAAAAAGGGUGAAGUUUUGAAAUACAAGGAAGAACUUGUGGAUCUCAAGAAACAAAUUUUACAGCUUACAAAAGAAGUUGAGGAAUGGGAGAAAAAACAUGAAGACACAGUGACCACUUACAGAACUCAUUUACUUAGUGCAGUACAGGGCCACAUGGAUCCUGAUGUGAAAGAUGCCUUAUACCACAUCAUUGAACUGCGAAGUAUGGAACAAUUUUGCUGA
Messenger RNA from Candidula unifasciata, 1617 nucleotides. The record is from the annotation of a GenBank genome assembly. NCBI's taxonomy places the organism in Eukaryota, Metazoa, Mollusca, Gastropoda, Stylommatophora, Geomitridae.